CCUUUCUCCCGCCCUCUCCCUUCCCCUCUCCUCCCUUCAACUUCUCGUCAGUUUCCACUGAUUCCCCUCGCGCUCCCAAGUCUGUCGCCAGCUCCUGUUCCUCUGGAAGCCAUGGCAGGACCUGGGGGUUGGAGGGACAAGGAGGUCACAGAUCUGGGCCACUUGCCGGAUCCAACUGGAAUAUUCUCACUAGAUAAAACCAUUGGCCUUGGUACUUAUGGAAGAAUCUACUUGGGCCUCCAUGAAAAGACUGGUGCCUUUACAGCUGUUAAAGUGAUGAAUGCUCGUAAGACUCCUUUACCUGAAAUAGGAAGGCGGGUGAGAGUGAAUAAAUAUCAAAAGUCUGUUGGAUGGAGAUACAGUGAUGAGGAAGAGGAUCUCAGGACUGAACUCAACCUUCUGAGGAAGUACUCUUUCCACAAAAACAUUGUGUCUUUCUAUGGUGCAUUUUUCAAACUGAGUCCCCCUGGCCACAGGCACCAACUUUGGAUGGUGAUGGAGUUAUGUGCAGCAGGCUCAGUCACUGAUGUAGUGAGGAUGACAAGAAAUCAGAGUUUAAAAGAAGAUUGGAUUGCUUAUAUCUGCAGAGAAAUCCUUCAGGGCUUAGCUCACCUUCAUGCACACCGAGUAAUUCACCGGGACAUCAAAGGUCAGAAUGUGCUACUGACUCAUAAUGCUGAAGUAAAACUGGUGGAUUUUGGAGUGAGUGCCCAGGUGAGCAGAACAAAUGGAAGACGAAAUAGCUUCAUUGGGACACCAUACUGGAUGGCACCUGAAGUGAUUAACUGUGAUGAGGACCCAAGACGCUCCUAUGAUUACAGAAGUGAUGUGUGGUCUGUUGGAAUCACUGCUAUUGAAAUGGCUGAAGGGGCUCCACCUCUGUGUAACCUUCAGCCCUUGGAAGCCCUCUUCGUUAUUUUACGGGAAUCUGCUCCCACUGUCAAAUCCAGUGGAUGGUCCCGCAAGUUCCACAAUUUCAUGGAAAAGUGCAUGAUAAAAAACUUCCUGUUUCGUCCUACUUCUGCAAACAUGCUUCACCACCCAUUUGUUCGGGAUAUAAAAAAUGAACGACAUGUUAUCGAGUCAUUAACAAAACAUCUUACUGGAAUCAUUAAAAAGAGACAGAAAAAAGGGAUACCUCUAGUCUUUGAAAGAGAAGAAGCUAUUAAGGAACAGUACACCAUGCGAAGAUUCAGAGGACCCUCUUGUACUCAUGAGCUUCUGAGAUUGCCAACCAGCAGCAGAUGCAGACCACUUAGAGUCCUGCAUGGAGAACCUUCUCAGCCAAGGUGGUUACCUGAUCGAGAGGAGCCACAGGUCCAGGCACUUCAGCAACUACAGGGAGCAGCCAGGGUGUUCAUGCCACAACAGGCUCAGGACAAUGCUCAUAGGCCUCUACAAGGCCAGGCUCAGGCACCUCAAAGACUACAUGGGGCAGCUCAGGUGUUCAUGCCACUACAGGCUCAGGUUAAGUCUAAGUCAUCUAGGCCUCUGCACUUGCAAAUCAAGGCACCUCCACGACUAAGGAGGGCAGCCCGGGUGCUCAUGCCACUACAGGCUCAGGGUAAAGUUCCUAGGCCUCUACAGGUUCACACUCCAGUACCCAAAGAGCAGCAGGCUCAGGCCCACAUCCAGAACCAGGCAUCAGAUCAGCCUCAAGACCUAGACCAGGUGCCAGAGGAAUUUCAUGGGCAAGAUCAUGUUCCUGAACAGCAGCAAAGGCAGGGCCAGGCCGCUGAACAACAGCAGAGGCAGAAUCAGGCCCCUGAACAGCAUCUGGAGCAAAACCAGGCACCUGAACAACCAGAGGUACAGGAACAGGCUGUUGAGCCUGCACAGGAUGAGACAGAGACAGAGGAACCUGAGUUAUUACGAGUACAUGCCCAGGUGUUCCUGCCUCUACUGUCACAGAACCACCAUGUGCUGUUGCCACUACAUUUGGAUACUCAGGUGCUCAUUCCAAUAGAAGGGCAAAAUGAAGGGUCAUCUCAGGCACAGGCCUGGGCACUAGAGACCUCACAGGCAGUUGACUCAGUUCAAGCACUGAUAGAAAGACUAUCAAGAGACUUGCUUCGAGCACCAAACUCACAUAACUCAAAGCCACUUGGUCUGCUGCAAACCCUGAUGGAAAACCUGUCAUCAAACAUGUUUUACUCUCAACCAGAGCAGGCACGGAAGAAAAAAUCAAAAGUUUCUAGUCUAAGGCAAGCUCUGGCAAAAAGACUGUCACCAAAGAGGUUUAGAAUAAAGUCAUCACGGAAACAUGAAGAAAUUGAACUCUCAGAUUUAGAAGCUUGCAGGCAAAGGCGCCAACGCAGAUGGGAGGACAUCUUCAAUCAGCACGAGGAGGAAUUGAGACAAGUUGAAAAUGACAAAGAAGAUGAAUCAUCAGACAAUGAUGAAGUAUUUCAUUCAAUUCAGGCAGAAGUCCAAAUAGAACCAUCACAGCAAUAUGAUCCAAACCCUAAAGGAGAUGAGGUCCAAGAGAUGCCUGCUUCUGUGCUUCAUAACCAGGAACGUACGCACCGUGUCAAGUUCACUUCAAGUGUUCCUCUGCCAUCACUUUUGGAAGAAGCUCAGAAGCCCAUUGACAUCAAUCAAAGGAGUUUGCAGAAUCUUCAGAUUUUCCCAGAAGCAUCAGAAUCAUCUUCUGAGGAGGAGAGUCCUGUGACUGGAAGGAGGUCCCAGUCAUCACCACCUUAUUCUACUAUUGAUCAGAAGCUGCUGAUUGAUGUCCAUGUUCCAGAUGGAUUUAAAGUAGGAAAAAUAUCACCCCCUGUGUACUUGACAAAUGAAUGGGUAGGCUAUAAUGCACUCUCUGAAAUCUUCCGGAAUGAUUGGUUAACUCCUGCACCUGUCAUUCAGCCACCUGAAGAGGAUGGUGAUUAUGUUGAACUCUAUGAUGCUGGUGCUGAUACUGAUGGCAAUGAUGAGGAUUCUAACGAUGUUUAUGAAGACACCUAUGACCAUGCCAAUGGCAAUGAUGACUUGGAUAACCAGAUUGAUCAGGCAAAUGGUGUCUGUGAAAACCAUGAUGAUGAUGACCACAAUGAUGAGUCUGGUGAUGGCAUAGAUGAUAAUCAUGAUGAUGCUCCUAAUUGGUCAAGGACAAGCUAUGGCAGAGAUGGAAGCUGCAAGCAAGAAGGUGGUGAUGGAAGUGAUGGAAAAGAAGGAACCAGCAGAGGCUAUGGCAACCAUAGAGCUAGGAAAAGCCAUGGAAGAAGUGCAACCAGUGGGGACAAUGCAGCCACUGGAGACCAGGAAGGACAUGGAACCAACAUAGGUAGUGGAAGAGGUAGCAGGGGUGAUGGAAGUAAAGGAGUCGGUGGAGCCAAUGAUGAUAACGGAGCAUUUGGACUUAGUGGAGAACAUUGUUCAGAGACAGAUGAUCUAGGAUUGGAGAGACCUGUAUUCCAGGACUUUGAACAUCAACAGGAGGAGCCAGAUGGUGGAAGUGAGUCCUCAAAUUCCAUUGCCUCAGUUAGUUCACCCUCAGCAUUUGAUGAAAAUGACAAUAAGGACAUAUCAGACUCAUCAAUACAAUUGGAUUUUCCUGCCAGCCACUCAUCUCCCUCCAAAGGUUCUGGGGGAGCGGCUGCUGAUGAUUUUGCCAGUGCCAUCUUAUAUGCUGGAUUCGUGGAAGUACCUGAGAAAUCACCUAAGCAACCCUCUGAAGUCAAUGUUAACCCACUCUAUGUCUCUCCUGCAUGUAAAAAACCACUAAUUCACAUGUAUGAAAAGGAAUUCACUUCUGAGAUUUUCUGUGGUUCUUUAUGGGGAGUCAAUUUGCUUCUGGGAACCCGAUCUAAUCUGUAUUUGAUGGACAGAAGUGGAAAGGCAGACAUUACUAAACUUAUAAAGCGACGACCAUUUCGCCAGAUUCAAGUUGUAGAGCCGCUCAACUUGCUGAUUACCAUCUCUGGCCGUAAGAACAGACUUCGGGUGUAUCAUUUGACUUGGUUGAGAAACAAGAUUUUGAAUAAUGAUCCAGAAAGUAAAAGAAGGCAAGAAGAAAUGCUGAAGACAGAGGAAGCUUGCAAAGCUAUUGAUAAGUUGACUGGUUGUGAACACUUCAGUGUCCUCCAACAUGAAGAAACAACAUACAUUGCAAUUGCUUUGAAAUCAUCAAUUCAUCUUUAUGCAUGGGCACCAAAGUCCUUUGACGAAAGCACUGCUAUUAAAGUAAUAUGCAUUGAUCAAUCAGCAGACUCCGAAGGAGACUACAUGUCCUAUGAAGCCUAUAUACGAAUACUGGCAAAAAUACAGGCAGCUGAUCCAGCAAACCGAUUUAAGAGACCAGAUGAGCUCCUUCAUUUGCUGAAGCUCAAGGUAUUUCCAACACUUGGUCAUAAGCCAGUGACAGUUGACCUGGCUAUUGGUGCUGAGAAAACACUAAAGAUUUUCUUCAGCUCAGCAGAUGGAUAUCACAUCAUUGAUGCAGAAUCUGAAGUUAUGUCUGAUGUCACCCUGCCAAAUAACCCCCUGGAAAUCAUUAUACCACAGAAUAUCAUCAUUUUACCUGAUUGCUUGGGAAUUGGCAUGAUGCUCACCUUCAACGCUGAAGCUCUUUCUGUGGAAGCAAAUGAACAACUCUUCAAGAAGAUCCUUGAAGUGUGGAAAGACAUACCAUCUUCUGUUGCUUUUGAGUGUACCCAACGAACCACAGGAUGGGGCCAAAAGGCCAUUGAAGUGCGCUCUAUGCAAUCAAGGGCUCUGGAAAGUGAGCUAAAACGCAGGUCAAUCAAGAAGCUGAGAUUUCUGUGUACCCGAGGUGACAAGCUGUUCUUUACCUCUACCCUGCGCAAUCACCACAGCCGUGUUUACUUCAUGACCCUUGGAAAACUUGAAGAGCUCCAAAGCAAUUACAGUGUUUAAAAGGUUCCAGUGAUUUAUUACAAUAUUCGUAAACAUCACAUAUAUACAAUUGCAUCUUCAGAUUUUAGAGAUUAAAAUGAGUAUUCAAUUUUAUUGUUAGAGAAAAAUUAAAUCAGAAACUUUUAAUGUAGCACAGAAUAGUUUUAAUGAGAAAUGUAGAUUUGCAUAUAAAAUUAACUAUAGCAAGCUCUAUGUUCUCCAGUGGUGUACGAUAUCUUUUGCACAAACUUUGUAACUUUUGUUACUGUGAAUUCAAACAAACUCUUAGGACACUUUGGACAGUAUCUGUAUUCAUAUUUACAACAUGGAGUAAAGAAACCUGUUAUGAAUUAUAUUACAAGCAGCAUUCAAAAGAACUGACCCUGAAAAGGUUUCUCAGAAAGAUAAAACAAACUACAUGUAAUUUUUCUUACCAUAUAAAGAAACAAUGGUUAGAUCAUGAAACAAAAAUUGUAGUGAAUAUUUUACAACACAGACUAAGGUUGAACAACCUGCAUGCCCAGAGAAAAUUAUAGUGAUAAAGAGGGGAAAUUCAUUGAUUUUCUCACAAUUUAAGCCCACAGUUAGAGACCAGUUAUGUUCUUUUCACUCAUGUUAAACUGGUUUUCUUCUUAACACGAAGAAAGAAAGCCUCAGAUGCUUAGUUUUUCUCACAAACCCCAAAGAUGUGCAAUAGCUAUUUUUACAUACCACCGAAUAAUACAAUUGCAAGCCUGAAUGCAGGACUGAACUCCAAUACACAUGUACUGUAGAAAGAGUUUUUGUUUUUGUUUUUUAAAUAUUUUAGGCGUCAAAUUCUAUCCCCAAGAUUGGUUGACUUUUUCAAAAUUAACUAACGAUGGUAGAACCAUCAGACUGCACCAAAUAUUUGCCCUAGCCCAGAUUAAACUAUUUCAAAAUUUCCCUUCAUUUAGUAAGCAGAAUAAAAACAAUAAAGUAUAACAAAAAUUUUAACUGCUAAUCCUUCAUAUUUUCAAAUUUCUAUUGCUGUGAAAUCAGAAAUUAAUUUGAAAUUAUUUCAGUGGUGAUUACAUAUGUAAUGACUUAAUGUUGUAGGUAAAGAAAUGACAAGACUUUUUAAAAAAUACAACCUUCAUCAUAUAUCUAAGUCUACAAAAUUAGAGUACUGAAUGUCAUGCUAGCCCAUCACCCACAUAUAGACGCCAUAAAUAGGUGAUGUUUGCUCACCUAUGGUAACUACUACCUGGUGAAAAGCAUAAUUUCUGCAUAUCCAUCCUCAGUAGCAUGGUUAGUUCUGGAGCAAUAGAGAAGCAACAGAACUACCACAAAGUAUACCUCAUUAAUAAUUCCUCUAGCUCUGUUCUAAAACCUGAAGAUAGUGCUAGUGGGAAAAUAAUUUUCAAACUACCUGGUUAACCAAAAUAAAAAGCAGCUGAUUGUGUGAUUUCAUCAUAGCACACUUUGGCAGCACUUUACUGCCAGAAAUGAAGAUUUGGAUUUUCCUAACAACUUUUAUCAAGAGUGUAGUAGCUCAAUGUUAAGAAUGUAGGAGAACCUAAAUCCACAAAUUAACUUAAUAAAUGUGAUUCACAUUUCUGUUACUGUGACACAAUAAUGUGAUCCUAAAACUGACUUAUCUUUGAGUGUUUACAACUCAAAUGACUUUUUAAAUGCAGUAGUUUUUUUAAAAAAACAACUUUUAUGUCAAAUUAUUUCCUUAGAAGUAGUCUUCCUUAUUUUAAAUUUGUACACCAAAAGGCCACGAGGGAACUUUGUGCAAGUACCUCAUCGCUGAGCAAAUGGAGCUUGCUAUGUUUGAAUUUCAGAAAUUUUUCUCAUUUAGGUAGUAUGUAGAAAAAAGUAUUUUAAGGAAUUCAUUUUUUCUUCAUAAUAUUUACUCAGUGUUAAGCUUAAUAAGUUUUAUCUUAAAAUCAUAUUUUAAGGCAGUAAUACAGUAAAAACUAUUUUAGGAAGUCAACUCCCAUUUAUAUUCUGUGGCAGUUAUUCCAGUACACAUACACAAUAAUUAAUGGCAUCUACAAAGUCACCCUGAAGUAUCCACACAAGAGAGAUUGUAAUGUGUAACUGAACUUUAAUGGAUAAAGUAUUACUGAAGAAAGGAAACUGGGCACAUAUCAAGAAGAGGAUUGAAAUGUUAGUUAGCCAAACAGAAAGGACUGAAAAUAUUUGAAGUGGUUCACAGGUAAUGACUAUUUCCAAUUUUGAUGUAAACUGAUAUGGAAUUUCCACAUCUUUUGCCAGCUGAAAGAAGAAAGUGAAGGGACAAUGAAAUUUCAUAGUCACUAUACUUUGUGACAGAAUAAAUUAUAUCUAUGCUUUACCUUUGUAGCAACAAUACCUAGAAACCCAGCCCAUCACAGAGAUAUGGAAGGCGACUUCUGUAAGCCAAUUUUCCUAGCCCUAUGGUUUGAAGCAUGAAAGUUCUGGCAGGUUGUGAGCAGCACUGGUGAUACAGUGUGGUUUUAUUUUAGUGUAAUUUACUUUUUUUCAUUAAAGCCUUGUUCAAAAUAAGAGGUAUAAUUGGAAAUAUUUGAAAACUAAAAAAUGUUGGAUGAAUAGAACUGAUAAGAAAACCUCUGAGUGGUUGAGUCAGUUGAAGUAAGGUAAGAUCCGCAGAAGAACAGAACAGAGAAAUAAUCAUUAGAUAUUAAAGCAAGCAAAGCAGAAUCGCACAUGCACUCACAGACAAACACACGCACACGCACACACAUUAGAAUGCAUAAUUUUAAUGUUUUCCAUACUACCAGUUUUGAGACAAAUUAAUGUGUUUUCUGCCAAAUUCAUUUACUUGAGACACUAUAAAACUAGGAAUAAUGCCACACACAUUCAAUGGGAUAUUUUAAGUACUCUUCAAUUUCUUUCAAUAAGUGUGACUAUUUAAAUCAAUUUGUAUUCAAUCUAUACUCUGAAAAUAUUGGAACAAUAUUUUGAGAAUGGUAAUUGCUUCAUCAGAAACUCUGUAAUGAAUCAUUGUUCAACUUCUAAAAAUAAAAUUAUC
This is a messenger RNA of Sciurus carolinensis (gray squirrel), 7855 nucleotides long. It is a transcript of the gene Nrk, whose product is annotated as Nik related kinase. The record is from RefSeq and is a predicted model, not a curated record. The transcript has 29 exons. Gene Ontology annotation, molecular function: ATP binding; protein kinase activity. Gene Ontology annotation, biological process: protein phosphorylation. NCBI's taxonomy places the organism in Eukaryota, Metazoa, Chordata, Mammalia, Rodentia, Sciuridae. Bases 112 to 4875 code for a protein of 1587 amino acids.